UCACUGCCUGUCCCAUCCGAUCUACCGGAAUUCAUGAACCGGCUCUUUCGCCGAGCACAACAUCGACAGAAGUUGAAAAAGUUGUUGACUAGUUAGGAUAUGCAAUUAGAAGAGAAAAGAAAUCCCGUUCGAAGCUCAUGUGCUAACUUCUCUCUCUCACCGGAUCAUCGUAUUACACUGCCCAGUGGCAGAGCAAGACGAGAAAAAAAAGAGAAUUUUUUUUUUUUCUUUGGUCUUUGUGCGUAAGAGAGAGUAAAGCCGAAUAAACCAACCAAAACCAAAAUUCGAUUUUUCUAUACUCCUCUCGCAGAAUCUUAUCUCGGAAGUUCCCUUUCUCCGGCUUAACUCUUCAUCGUCAUGCAUUACGCGUUGGGGGCCGAGAGAAUGGCUGAAGAAGAACCACGUGGAGGAGGAGGAAGCAAUUCCCUAAAGAGGAAAUUCUCUGAAACCGAUGGAGAUCAUCGUAACGCUCCUGAUUGCUCCUCUUCUCCAAUGGUGAUCGACUCUAAUGGUUAUGAGUUGAAGGUGUACGAGGUUGCAAAGGACAGGAACAUAAUAGCUGUUCUUGGGACAGGAACUGUUAAGUCAGUGAUAAUCAGUAUGCUUAUCAAAGCAAUGGGUUCGUCUGAUUCAGAAAAAAGGUUGAUCAUUUGCUUGGCCCCAACAGUAAAUCUUGUCAAACAGCAUUGCUGUGAGAUCAGAGCACAACUAAAUCUGAAGGUUGAAGAGUACUUUGGGGCUAAAGGAGUUGAUAAAUGGACAUCCCAGCGCUGGGAAGAGGAACUUAGUCAGAACGAUUUCAGGUUCUGGUUAUGACUCCUCAAAUACUUGUGGAUGUCCUUAGAAGUGCAUUCCUGAAAUUGGAGAUGGUAUGCCUUCUGGUAAUAGAUGAAUGCCACCGCACCACUGGCAAUUAUCCCUAUGCAAAAUUAAUGAAGGAGCUCUAUCACAAAUCUACUGAAAAACCGAAGAUAUUUGGAUUGACUACGUCGGCCGCUAUUAGAAAAGAUCAAGUAUCAGAACUUGAGGCGCUCAUGGACUCCCAGAUUUUUAAUCCUGAAGAGCAGAAAGGGCUGGAAAAGUUUGCUACAAUAGUAGAAGAAGGUCCAAUAUAUUAUGACCCACCACCCUUCUGUAGUGUGGAAUUGAAAGAAAAACUGGAAACUUCUCACCUCAAGUUUGAUGCUUCGCUGUUAAGGCUCCAAGAAAUGGAAAAAGGCAAUUGUCCCUACAUGGAAAAUAAGUGUAAGACAUAUCAAAAGCGGUUGUCCUUUGACUACAGAGAAAUUUUGCAUUGCCUUGAGAAUCUUGGCCUGAUUUGCGCACAUUUGGCGGCUGAAGUCUGCUUGGAGAAAAUCUCAGAUGUUAAAGAGGAAAGUGAAACUUAUAAAGAGUGCUCAAUGGUGUGCAAGCAAUUUCUUGAGGAUUUUUUAUCCACACUUGAGGUGUUUGUGCAGCAAGAAGAUACGAAUUCGGUAGAUUUGCAGCAAAACAAUCUGUCAGCAGUGAAUUCGGGAUGCGUAUCUCCAAAAUUACAAGAACUUUUCCAUCUAUUGAAUACGUUUAGAGGUGAAAUGCAAAAGCCGUGCCUCAUUGUAUUUGAGAGACUUAUAACUGCCGAGGUGAUCGAAAGAUUUAUGAAGAAAGAAGCCUCUUUAGGUUACCUUAAUGUCUUGUAUAUAGUCGGAAAAAACGCCCCCACCCAUGCAUUGGGACAGAAAACGCAAAUGGAAAUCUCUGAUUCAUUUCUUGUUGAAAAGGUGAAUCUUUUAUUUAUCACUGACGUGGUUGAAGAGGGGUUUCAGGUGCCAGAUUGCUCAUGCAUGAUAUGUUUUGACCUGCCCAAAACAGUGUGUAGUUACUUGCAGUCUCAAGAAUUGGCCAAAGAGAGUAACUCUAAGUCUAUUAUGUUUCUUGAAAGGGGAAAUCCGAAACAAAUAGACCAGCUGUAUGACCUUCUGCGAAGAGAAGUCCCAACGCAAGAUACAGAAAUUCCAAACUUUAAACUGUGUCCACCUCCAGUGAUGAAUGAACAUGACCAGAAAGAGAAUGGAGACACGGUUAUUCCAGAUUCUAGAUGCACUGUCGUUGAGGAAGUAACUGCCACUCAAACUUUAGUUGAUCCUCCUAACAGAAAUGAGCAGUUAGCAUGUAAGAAGUUACGUCAUUUGGACGCAUUGAAUAAAAGCCUUUUACAAUGCAGCACCAAAGAGAAGGUCGCCUCUUCUAAAAGUAAAUCAUUUUCAUCGGCUGCAGGUUCGAAAAAGCGGAAGGAGUUGCACGGGACAACCUGUGCAAAUGCAUUGUCAGGAAACUGGGGAGAAAAUCUUGAUGGCGCCAUCUUUCAGGCUUAUAAGUUUGACUUCUGUAGUAAUAUUUCUUGGGAUGCGUAUUCGAGUUUCUGUCUUUUGAUUGAGUCAAGCCUUGCCGAUGAUGUUGGUAAUGUCGAGAUUAGCCUUUACUUGGUCAGGAAGUAUGUGAAGGCUGCUCUCUCACCUUGUGGCCAUAUACGUUUGUGUCAAGAAGAGUUAGUCAAAGCAAAGUGUUUUCAGCAGUUUUUCUUCAAUGGCAUGUUUGGAAAAUUGUUCGUUGGAUCUAAAUCAUUGGGAACAAAGAGAGAAUUUUUGCUUCAGACUGACACAAGUUCUCUUUGGCAACCUUCCUUUAUGUUUCUUCUGCUACCGGUGGAAACAAAUGAGCUAGUUUCGAGUGCGAUACUUGAUUGGUCAGCGAUCAACUCCUGUGCCUCUGUAGUUGAGUUCUUGAAGAAAAAUUUUCUUCUUGAACUUCAGAUUAGUGAUGGAAAUAACUGCAACACCUCAUCCAGUCAGGAAGUUUUACUCGAGGAUGAAAAGAAGGAAACGAAUAUGAUUCACUUUGCCAACGCUUCGUCUGAUAAAAAUAGUCUCGGAGAAAUUGUUGUUAUUGCAAUUCAUACCGGAAGAAUAUACUCUAUAGUUGAAGCGGUAAAGGAUUCUUCUGCUAUGAGCCCAUUUGAAGAUGAAGCCUCAUCAGAAUAUGCUACUUAUGCAGAAUAUUUUAAUAAAAAGUAUGGGAUUGUAUUGGCGCACCAGAAUCAGCCAUUGAUGAAAUUGAAGCAGAGUCACCAUGCGCACAACCUUUUAGUCAACUUCAGUGAAGAUGUGAUUGUGAAGACAGAACCAGAGGCUGGUAAUGCUAGAAAGAAAAAACCGAACAUCCAUGCGCAUUUGCCUCCAGAGCUUUUGGUCAGAAUUGACGUACCACGUGGUGUGUUGAAAUCAAUCUACUUACUGCCCUCAGUGAUGCACCGCCUAGAGUCUCUAAUGUUGGCCAGCCAACUUAGGGAAGAGAUUGAUUGUAGCAUUGAAAACUUCAGUAUAUCGAGUACAUCGGUUCUUGAAGCGCUUACAACACUAACAUGCGCUGAAGCAUUUUCCAUGGAGAGGCUGGAACUGCUUGGGGAUUCAGUCUUGAAGUAUGUUGUGAGCUGUUCUCUCUUCCUUAAGUAUCCUGCCAUAGACGAGGGAAAACUUACGCGAAAGAGGCAAUCGAUUAUAUCGAACUCAAAUCUUCACCGCCUGGCAACAGAUCGCAACUUACAGGGAUACAUAAGAAACGGCGCUUUUGAACCGCGUCGCUGGACUGCACCUGGUCAAAGUUCUCUAUUUCCUGUUUCUUGCAAGUGUGGGAUUGAUACUAGAGAAGUACCAUUGGACCCAAAAUUCUUUACAGAAAACAUGACUAUAAAAAUUGGGAAAUCUUGCGACAUGGGACAUAGAUGGACGGUUUCAAAAUCUGUAUCAGAUUGCGCAGAGGCACUGAUUGGUGCCUAUUAUGUUAGCGGUGGAUUGAGUGCAGCUCUUCAUAUGAUGAAAUGGCUUGGUGUUGACGUUGAGUUUGACGCAGAACUAGUGACUGAAGCCAUCAAUAGAGUUUCUCUACGGUGUUACGUCCCUAAAGACGAUGAACCCUCUGAGUUGGAGAAAAAGAUACGGCAUGAGUUCUCUGCAAAGUUCCUUUUAAAAGAGGCUAUCACACACUCCUCUGUUCAUGAAUCCUAUUCCUAUGAGAGAUUGGAGUUUCUUGGCGAUUCUGUACUGGAUUUUCUAAUCACCCGUCAUCUCUUUAACACCUACGAGCAGACCGGGCCUGGAGAGAUGACAGAUCUUCGUUCUGCAUGUGUAAACAACGAAAAUUUUGCGCAAGUUGCAGUCAAACAUAAUCUGCAUACCCACCUUCAACGCUGUGCUACAGUUCUUGAGACUCAAAUAAACGAGUAUCUGAUGUCCUUUUCAAAGCCAGAUGAGACUGGUAGAUCAAUCCCUUCAAUACAAGGCCCUAAGGCUCUUGGAGACGUGGUGGAGAGUAUUGCUGGAGCAUUGCUGAUCGAUACAAGGUUAGAUCUUGAUGAAGUGUGGAGAGUCUUUGAGCCGUUGCUUUCUCCACUUGUAACUCCAGAUAAACUUCAGCUACCUCCCUACCGAGAGCUCAAUGAGCUAUGCGACUCUCUUGGGUAUUUCUUCCGUGUGAAAUGCUCAAAUGAUGGUGUCAAGGCACAAGCCACGAUCCAGUUGCAACUGGACGAUGUUCUUCUGACCGGAGAUGGAUCUGAACAGACAAAUAAACUGGCAUUGGGGAAAGCAGCUUCGCAUCUGCUUACGCAACUUGAGAAGAGAAACAUUUCACGUAAAAUUUCAAGCGGGGAUAAUCAAAGCUCCAUGGAUGUCAAUCUUGCUUGCAAUCAUAGCAACAGAGAAACUCCGUCUUCAGAUUUUAUCGAAAUGAUGAGUACGGUGAUUCCAGUUAUUGGACCUAUAAACAUGAAGAAAGGCGGGCCUCGUGGAACGUUACAUGAGUUCUGCAAGAAGCAUCUCUGGCCAAUGCCUACUUACGACACCUCCGAAGAGAAAUCUCGAACGCCGUUUGAAUUCACAGAUGGCAAUGAGAAGCGGACUAGCUGCAGCAGUUUCAUAUCGACCAUAACUCUAAGGAUUCCCAAUCGUGAGGCUGUGAUGUAUGCCGGAGAAGCCAGACCCGACAAGAAGAGCUCAUUCGACUCGGCCGUCGUCGAACUGCUUUAUGAGCUCGAGCGCCGCAAGUUACUCACCAUACAAAAGUAAAAUUAAUUUCGAUUCUUAAGUUAAUUACUAUAUAAUUCACAUUUAUUGGUCUCAAGCGGAUCUUCUGAUCACCAAAACUCCCAAAUAAUCCACUGUUUAGUGUGUGUCGUCUAGGUUUUAGAUGGCUUUGUUUCUGAAACUCUGAGUUAUGCCUUAAUGAUAAGCUCGUAGACAUUACUA
Messenger RNA from Eutrema salsugineum, 5282 nucleotides. Its product is annotated as endoribonuclease Dicer homolog 3. NCBI's taxonomy places the organism in Eukaryota, Viridiplantae, Streptophyta, Magnoliopsida, Brassicales, Brassicaceae. Gene Ontology annotation, molecular function: ATP binding; protein binding; ribonuclease III activity. Gene Ontology annotation, biological process: siRNA processing. The transcript has 25 exons. Gene Ontology annotation, cellular component: nucleus; cytoplasm. Bases 813 to 5102 code for a protein of 1429 amino acids. The record is from RefSeq and is a predicted model, not a curated record.